Molecule: messenger RNA, 1362 nt
Organism: Penicillium cataractarum
Lineage: Eukaryota; Fungi; Ascomycota; Eurotiomycetes; Eurotiales; Aspergillaceae
Product: Nur1/Mug154 family protein
Exons: 2
Coding region: 1-1362 (453 amino acids)
Biological process (GO): maintenance of rDNA; regulation of exit from mitosis
Source: RefSeq, a predicted model, not a curated record
AUGCCUCGUCUCGUGCGCCGCCAGCCGCUCGCGGAGCGCAUCCAAUCCUACUUGAACCCGUGGGAUUUUCUGCUCUGGUUGUCUGAGUCAAUCGAAGGAUAUGACUGGGAUCAACUUGAGAAGGAAUGGGGCCUCGCACUUGGUGUCGCCCUAAAUCUGAUAUUCCUCAUUGCGCGAGCCAAUAGCAGAUCAAGUGGCAGCGAAGCUAUUGACGACGUGUUUGGAGAUGACGAUGGUCUCCCCUGGCUCAGCUGGAUUGCAUGGGUCGUCGUUCACACACUCGUAUUGGUCUCUGGGGCAAAUGCAUUCUACACCUUCUAUCGCAAGCGACACUACCGCUUGUUUGAAUCUCCGAUUGACAGAGCGCCUGCGACUUCUUCCGCCACGCGAGUUAGAGUCGAUUCGAGCCCGAUGAUCGCCUCCCCUUUACGCUACCUCGCUAAUGCCAUGUCCUCUGAAUCUGCCGAGUCGCGAGCGCAUCCUGACGCGCAUCGGGAUGUAUGGGAGGUGGCGAUGUGGGAUCCUCUACCGAUCUGUAUUCGACUAUUCUCCUUGUUCAGCCCGGGCCAUGUAUUGGUCUAUUAUCUUUUCUUGCCGACUCAGCUCUCCGAUCCUCGCCCCAGCGUGACAAUCGUGACGACCAUUUUCUUGACCGUACUCCUUUCGGUUCAAAUGUCCUUUAUCUCCUCAUAUUACAAGCAACAGGCAAAGGAUUCCAUGCUGGUGCACCGGGAAGUCAUGAAGGAAUACGACACAAAAUACGUCCACCCGCGCACUCAGCCCUUGAUGAGAGACGUUGGAACCCAGUUUUCAGAAGGCACCGACCUCACCCCAGCAUCUGAGGGCCAGAAUAAGGUCGAAACCUAUACACCCACCUUUAUCAUCAACCGUGGAUUCAAAACCAGUCCAAACCCCAACUAUGUCAGUCAUGUUGACCCUGAAGGGUUAUCUCCCCGCCGUGCGGUCGACUCUACACCAUCAUCGAGGUCGAUCUUUCAAACUCAGCCAUCCUUGCAUACGCCGGUUAUGUCGCGUGAUGGCUCCCCGUUGGUUCGAACUGUAAAUACAUCUAUGCGACAGCCCCAGUUUCGGCCAAGCUCAGGCACCACUGGUGACGGUGGUAGCCUCGGAGUUUACUCACAUGCCAACUCCCCCUUGAGGAAAUCAGCAUCAACUGCCUUUGAACGUCGUGUUCAAAAUAACGGGGACUUCUUUUACAAAGAGCGAGGGACCAGCCCUUUGAGGAAGCCAUCCAGCCCACUCAAGCGAAGCAGCUUGGCCGGACCAAUGGGUAGUCCAGCACCUGGACUUAGACCAAGUACCUUGGGUAACACCAACCGCCGUGAAACUGGCAGGUUCUAA